Messenger RNA from Branchiostoma floridae (Florida lancelet), 6554 nucleotides. Its product is annotated as titin-like. Gene Ontology annotation, molecular function: peptidyl-aspartic acid 3-dioxygenase activity; protein binding. Gene Ontology annotation, biological process: peptidyl-aspartic acid hydroxylation. The coding region runs from base 138 to 4493 and encodes 1451 amino acids. The record is from RefSeq and is a predicted model, not a curated record. Gene Ontology annotation, cellular component: endoplasmic reticulum; membrane. The transcript has 27 exons. Lineage: Eukaryota; Metazoa; Chordata; Leptocardii; Amphioxiformes; Branchiostomatidae.
GAAAUCUCGCGAUAUCUCGCAGUUCCCGCGAGUGCAGACGGUCCAGCCUCCGAAUCGACGUGGUACUGUAGCGGGUUGUCAUCGUUUUAUUCCCCUCGAUUCCUGCAGUCACCAAGCGGCAAAUACCCCGAGAAACUAUGGCGGGAGACGAGAAGCAAGUGCGGAAGAGAAUCGUCGAGAAAUCCGACUCGAAGAACGGCAAGAAAUCCAAAGCAGUGAAUGGAACCAAGAAGGGGGGUAAAGAUGAGAAGCCGUCAGCGUUCCUGGUGUGGAUGCUAGUGGUGGCCGUGGUGGCUGUGUGGGGAACGGUGGUCGUGGUCAAACUGGAACUGGUGGACUACAAGGGCAUCAUUGCCAGAAUAACGGAGCGGGGUCUGGAACCUGAGAUCUCCUACGGUGAAGUGCCGGUGGCUGAGAAAUUGCCUGAAGAGGAACUGAAGAAAGCAGAAGAGAUCAUACCGGAACCUAAGAAAGAAGCCAAGAAAGUCAAGAUAAAACUCCCGCAAACCGAGGCAGAGAAACCAGAUAAGAAGGAACCGUCUAAGAAAGAGGAAGCUCCUAAGAAGGAACAGCCUCCUCCAAAAGAAGUAAAGAAAGAAGAACUGACUCCCAAAGAAGAUACCACCACCAAGGAGGCAAAGGAAAAACCUGCUCCAAAAGAGAAACCAGCUCCUAUAGACGUCAAGGAAAAAUCAGCUGACAAAGACGACAAACCUGCCUCCAAGCAAGAAAAACCUGCAACUAAAGAAGCUGCACCGAAAGAAGUAAAACCUGCACCCAAGAAAGCCAAACUGUCAGAAGUAAAAGAAAAACUUGCACUCAAGGAAGCCAAGCCAAAAGAAGCAAAAGAUGCACCUGCACCCAAGGAAGCCAAACCUAAAGAAGUAAAAGAAAAACCAGCACCGAAGAAAGCCAAGCUGUCAGAAGUAAAAGAAAAACUUGUUUCCAAAGAAGUCAAACCGAAAGAAAAGGAAAAACCUGCAACCAAAGAAGCUAAACCAAUAGAAGUAAAAGAAAAACCUGCACCCAAGGAGGAAAAAGCUCCAGCCAAAGAUGUGAAGGAAAAACCUGCCAUCAAAGAAGAAAAACCUGCCGUAAAGGAAAAGCCAGCUGCUAAAGAAGUCAAGGAAAAGCCAACCGCUAAACCCACUGCAAAAGCAGUGGAACCACAAGUCAAGAAAAGGCCAGAGAAAGCCGUAAAAGAACCUGCUACAAAGAAAGAAGCCAAACCAACGAAGAAGAUAGAAGAGAAAACUGAAGCUAAAAAAAUAGAAAAACCUGAAAAAGCAAAGGCUGUCAAACCAGCCACAGAGAAGAAACCAUUGAAAGCAGAGGCUAAAAAACCCGUCAAGGAAGCAAAAACACCGCCACGCGCAAAGCAUGUGCCGCUGAAAAGGAUUCCGCCAGCAGAGAAGAAAGUAGAAGCACCAAAAGAGAAACCAAAAACUGUAGAGAAGCCUGUCAAAGAAGCAAAGCAAGCUGCGAAACACAGACAUGUGCCGCUGAAGAGAAUAGCACCAGCUCCGCCUGAAAAAGUUGAAGAAAAGAAGCCAAAAACUGUGAAAGAACCACCUAAAGAAGAAGUCAAAGUUGCAAAAGAGGAACAUGUCGAAGCAAAACCAGCGAAACACAGACAUGUACCACUGAAGAGAAUAGAGCCAAAACAGCCAGAGAAAGCGACAGAAACCGUGAAAGAAAUGCCUAAAGAAGACAAAAAAGUUGAACAAAAAGAACCAGUGAAAAAAGCUAAACCUGCAGAGAAACACAGACACAUGCCGCUCAAGAGAAUACAGCCAACAGCGCCUGAAAAAGUUAAAGAAGCUGCCAAAGAAGUGCCUAAAGAAAAAGUUACAGAAAAAGCACCUGUGGAAAAAACUAAGCCAACAGAGAAACACAGACAUAUGCCCCUCAAGAGAAUAGAAAAACCGUCUAAGAAGGUUAAGGAAGAAAAGCCCAAACCUGUAGAAGAACCACCAAAAGAAGAACCCACACCACCUGAAAAGAAAGCUCCUUCGUACAAGCUCAAGCCAAAACGGGUACCCAAAGAACCGCCCUACAAACUCAAGCCAAAGAAACUGGCAGGGCAGAAACCCAAAGUGAGGAAAGUGAAACCAGUUGUGAUAAAGAAAGUUGUAGCUGAGCCUAAGAUCGCGAAAGCAGUGCGCCCUCCCCCACCACAGGUCAAGCCUCGAGCCAAGAAAGUUAGCUUAGAGCAGUACUCCAAGCCGAAGGAAGAAGUCACAGAUACAGCAAAUGUUCCAGCGCCAGCAACCACAGAGGUUAAAGGUCAAGAUUCAGAAAAGGAAAAUGUAGAGAAGGAAUCCUCUCUCUUUCACGUCACCAUCCCUAUUAACAUCCACCUUCAGCCAGUGGUCAGGAACUCAUUAGACAAGGCUGCUGCCCCUCCCGAUGCCCAGGGUGUAGUUCUUCCCUUGAAUGUCACCUUGUUGCAGGAUGAACUGUCAGUCAAGAAAACACCACCAGCAGAAGAGAAAGCAGAGGAUGCUGAGGCAGUGGAGGAGGGAGACUUACCGGAUGAAAAUGCCAUCGCAAAGGAGGAGCAAGCAAGGGGAGAAGAUGGUGAGGAACAGGCAGUUCCAGAGGAAGCAGUGGCCGCCCCAGAAAUCCCCCCUCCUCAAGUUACAGAUGAUGAUGAUGAUGACGAUGAAGACAUUCUAGACAACUUUAUUGGAGGAAGAGAUGAUGAUUACGAUGAUGAGGACAAUGAUAGUGAUGCCCAAGAUGAUGAGCCAGAAACUGUGGAAGAGGAAAAUCCUGAAGAACAGAAAGAAGAAGAAGAAGAAAAAGUAGAAGCAGAAACUGCACAGCAAGAGCCUGAAGAAGAAGAUGAUAACGAUGUCAUUGAGGAAGAGAAAGCUUCCAAUGAGGAACCUUCAGAAGCUCCAUCUACAGAAGAGGCAGAAGAAUCGGAUGGUAAUAUGAAGGAGGAGGAGGAUGAUGGUGCUGAUUCUGAAGAGCCAUCUGCAGGAGAAACUGAGGAGAAAAACAAUGAGGAGGAAAAUGAUGAUGAUGAUGAGGAGGAAGAUGCAGAUGAUGACAACGAUGAUCAAGAAGAAGAUAAUGAAGAAGCUACAAAGGAUGAAGAUGAUGAAGAAGAAGAAGAUGUUGAUCCUGAAGAAAGCUUCAGACGGAAGGUAAAGAAAGUUAAGGAGUCAAUCGCCAAGUCGAAAAAGAAGGAGGCCAUCACCAACACUGAGGACAAGAAGAUCCGUAAGGAGUUGGAUGCAGCCGACAAACUCGUUGACGAGGGUGACUAUGAUGCUGCCCUGAAGAAAUACGACUCCCUGUUGGAGAUAUUCCCCGACAGUCCGCGGGCGCUGUUCGGCCGUGCACAGGCCGAGGAUAAGGUGGCGGAUAAAUGGAAAAGCAAUGAGUGGCUCCAAGCAUGCAUCGAAAGCUAUGGCAAGGUCCCAACGCAAAAGAACUGUCCCAAAGAGCUGAAGAAACAGGCGCUACUUAGGCAAGCCAACCGACUCACCUUUUAUGGUAAGCUUCGCCAGGCAGUGAAAACCAUGGGUCGUCUGAACGAGAUGGUGCCGGGAGAACCGGAAAUCCUCAACCAGCUGGGCGUGUCAUACCUCAUGGUGGGGAACAACAACGCUGCCAAGAGGAUAUUUGGAGAGGUGAUUCAGAUUCGGCCUGAAGAUGGGUUUGCGAAGGUUCACCUGGGCUUCAUCCUGAAGACAGAGACUCGGUAUGACGAGGCGAUCCCCCUGCUGAGGGAGGGUAUCCAGACUGAGGAGGAGGGGACCAUCGAUGGGAGGUUCUUCUUCCACCUGGGGGAUGCUCUGUACAGGAUGGGGAACCCAGAGGAGGCAAAGUAUUGGUAUAAGAGUGGUGCGGAUCGUGGUCUGUUUGCCUCCAUGUACCAGCGCUCGCUCUACAACGAGCCCAACCUCCGAGCUCAGCCCUUCUGGACUCCACAGGACGGCGGAAACGAUUUCAUCCGCGCUGUCAAGAGACUAGAGUUGAACUGGGAAGUGAUUCGAGACGAGGGUUUGAAGAACAUGGAUGCUGAAAAGGGAGUCUUUUUACCGGAGGAAGAAAACCUGAAGAACACAGGCGACUGGAAACAGUUCACACUAUAUCAGAGAGGCCAGAAGCAGGAAGCCAACUGUAACAGAGCACCACACACGUGUUCUAUUAUCAGCAACAUCAAAGAUGCUACCGGCUGUAAAAGGGGACAGAUAAAGUACUCCAUCAUGCAGCCGGGUACCCACGUGUGGCCGCACACAGGUCCCACCAACUGCAGGUUACGGAUGCAUCUGGGACUGGUCAUACCAAAGAACGGCACCAGGCUACGGGUGGCGGAUGACAUAAAAACGUGGGAAGAAGGAAAAGUCAUCAUCUUCGACGACUCCUUUGAGCACGAGGUCUGGCAGGAGGCCGAUUCCUACCGCAUGAUCCUCAUCAUUGACAUGUGGCACCCAGACCUAUCCGACAAACAGAAGAAAACUCUCACAGCCAUCUAAGAUCAUAGCUUUGCGAUUGUUUUACUUAAUGUUAAAGGCUAACCUUAAGUACUGCAUACUUUCCAUAUUGUUCUGUCCAUGGUGCUGAAUACUUUCCAUAUUGUUAUUGACAGUUAUGGAUACGAAGAUUGACAAGUUAGCUUAAAGGAUGUUUGUCUUUACUUUUUAGAUAGUUGAUUCGAUGUAUAGAGUUACAAUCUAGAUGUUAAUCUUAAUGAUACCCUGUAAAUGUUGAAAUUUUCAUGGUGGUUUGUUCUCCAUUUUUGCCACAACCUCUUCACAGUGAUCUCAAAACUGCCGCAUAAAAACUAUUGUUCUGUUUUCUGCUUGCUACCACAUUGUUUCAAAUGCAAAAAAAAAUUAAAACCACUGCAAGCAUUCCAUUUUCUCCCUACUACCUUUUAUAUUAUAAGUACAUGUACUAAAUUGGAAAAUAUAUUGUACACACACCAUGUACUUUAAGGCAUUUACAGUAUUUGGUUUCUACUGUAUGGUAGAAAAUACCCGCCUGUAUAGAUUUUUUUUUAAACAGCUACAAUGUGACAAUCCACCGCUAAUUUGAGUGUUAUGCCUGCUUUGUUCUGGAAAUAUGCAUGAUGUUUUGUACAAUGUACAAAGUGCUGUUAGUUACAUGUACAUGUAUAGUACAUAAUAUUAUUCUAAUGUUCGAUACUGUGCAAUUUUGUUAGUACUUUUGCAUAUCUGUUAGGUUUAUUACUUUUAUUAAUGUCUAAAUGGAGCUGCUAGAUACCUGUACGUGUAGGUCAGCAUUGAAUUAACAUUUAACCUUUAUCAUAAUUAUAUUUAUUUAAGUUUACUAACCUGUUUCUAACUCAAUUUUGCUGUCAAAGAGAAAAUACUGUUCCUUGUCUUUUAUGACCCUAAGUGUCGAGUAUGAUUUUAAAAUGAUAUUGAUCAAGCCAUUCCAUUUUUUAUGUGUCGCUACUAACGUGUUAUGUAUUGCAAAAAGCUUCACCAUUGUUUGCCUAUUGAUGUAUAUUAAGAUGUGUGUUGAGCGAAUUUUGUUGUUUUGUUGCUAUUUUAAUCUCUCAAUUUUCAUAUACUUACAAUCAUACAGUUACUGUAUAGUCUGCAAAUAAUAGAGACAGCUGUACUUACCUUACGAAAUUACACAAAGCAAAAACAAAAAUGUGAUAUUUUUAUGACACAGAUUCAUCUCUGCACAGCAGAAAGUAGUAAGCAUACUUUUCCGUAACUUUUGAAUUCAUGCAAAAAAGUUGCUCCUGCUGCAUUAUGUGUCAUGUGCCAUUCAUUUCUUGGCUAAUUUUGAUCGUGUCCGUUUCCAUUCCUGCUGUUUGACUCUUUGAGUUUAUAACUUUGUGCCAAAAUGCUACCCAGCGCGGGAAUUUCACUGGAUUUCAACAAAUUGUGCCAGGCUUCCCAAACCACUGCAAAUCACAAUUUGUGCCCUGAAAUUGCAAUUUUUUUAGGUUAAAUAUUCUCUGCAUUUUCUCUGCAGUUGGGCGCAGUGCAGUGAGAUGCUCGCUUUAGCUUACAAAGGAGAAAUUGUGAAAAAGUGACCCACCCAAAACCCGAAAUACAAUUGUGGAUUGAAACUAUUUUUGUAUCUAAAUAGUUCCAGUCAGUCAGCUUUGAAUUCGAUGUUACUCAAUGUAUUUAUUAUGACCUGCACAAGGAAACUACAUUAAUUUUAUAUCAUUCUUUACAUCAAGUAAAUUUCACCAACUUUCAAAAGACUUAGUUUUUUUUAAAAAUCAAGUACUUGUAUCAUGACUGUACAAACUGUACAAUUAUGUAUUUUUAUACACAGGUGUGAAAAAUUUCCAGUAUUGCUUAACAUAUCAAUACUAAAAUGAUAUACCUACAAGUCGAUAAUGGUACUGGACCUCACAAGUUGGCAAUACGGGCAAUAACAUAAAUGUACACCAAUGUUGUACAUAAAUGUAUAAUCUGUAUGGAGCUAUUCAAAUAAUACAUGUGCAUUCUUGCUUUCUAUGAACUGUACUUACAGCAAAUAAUAACAUUCUUUGCCUGUCAUUGUAAUGUUGAAUCGUCAUUAAAAAUGAUGUAUUAAACUGA